Pseudovirgaria hyperparasitica is the source of this 1581-nucleotide messenger RNA. Its product is annotated as vacuolar triacylglycerol lipase. The record is from RefSeq and is a predicted model, not a curated record. The transcript is spliced from 3 exons. NCBI's taxonomy places the organism in Eukaryota, Fungi, Ascomycota, Dothideomycetes, Acrospermales, Acrospermaceae. Bases 1 to 1581 code for a protein of 526 amino acids.
AUGUUUACUCUUGCAACUAUAUUCACCCUCCUCGCUGGGCCAAGUCUCGCAGUUCAGACUGUUGUAGACUUGGGAUAUAGCAAAUACCAAGGUCAGGUUCAAGCAAACGGCAUUUCGACAUGGUUUGGCAUGCGAUAUGCUGCACCGCCCCUUGGAGCUCUUAGAUUUGCAGCGCCGCAGGAUCCACCGACUACAAGCGGUACGCAGGAUGCCAUAUCGACCAAACGCACAGCCUGUAUCGGAGUGGGUGAUAAUGUUAACACUCAAGACGCUGAAGACUGCCUAUACGUUCAUGUCUGGGCACCUACAGCUGCGACGACAACUAGCAAGCUCCCUGUACAUGUCUAUAUCCAGGGCGGAGGGUUCAACGACAACGGUGACGGAAACAGAAACGCGACUGGUCUGAUGCGAGCUGCUCAAAACAACAUUGUAGUGGUCCAGUUUAAUUAUCGUGUGGGAGUAUAUGGUUUCCUGGCCUCAUCCGAGAUCUACAACAGCAAUACAGCCGCCACAAACGCUGGUAUCCUUGAUCAGAGGAAGCUUCUCCAGUGGGUUCAAAAGAACAUUGCGCAGUUUGGCGGCAAUCCAGGCCACGUAUUCCUUGAUGGUGCCAGUGCGGGAGCAGGUUCAGUCGCCAUCCAUCUGACAGCAUACGGUGGUCGUAACGACAACCUCUUCCACGCUAUUGCGUCUCAAGCACCAUCGCUACCACCACUGUUGACGAUUUCUGAAGCCCAAUUUCAAUAUGACCGCCUCGUCGUAGCUACCAAAUGCUCUGGAACCCCGUCCACUCUCGACUGUCUACGUAGGCAGAAUGUGACAUAUUUUCAACAACAAGCCAAAACCGUCCCCACCGCAUUUCCUGGCACGAAUCAAGCACCAAUAUAUUUCUGGGGUCCCUCCAUUGACAACAGGAUAAUUGCAAACUAUACCUACGGGGAACUCGACGCCAAACACUUUGUGCGCGUGCCAGCAAUCUUCGGAAGCACGUCUAAUGAAGGAAACAGCUUUGUUAAUGCAGGCUUAAGGCCCCAACAGACCCAAAAAAACGCAGACGACUUCAUCAAAGCCCAGUUCCCCAAGAUCACAGACUCCGACAUAAACAACCUCCACACCGUCUUCUCCGGACCCGGCUCCGACGGGACAUACACGCAGUACGCGGCCGACAUGCUCGGCCGUUUCAAAUAUAUCUGUCCCGCGCUCUCUUUCGCCCGCGGGUUCGUGUAUGCCGACUACCCCAACACCCAGCCCGCAAACGCAAAGACCUGGGUGUACCGCUGGGACGUCGGCGCCGCGACACAUGUCGCCGAAAUGGGCGACAUAUUCGCCACGGACGGCCACAGCACGCAGGCCGGCACGGAUAUUCAGAAUUACUGGGCCAGCAUGAUUCGUAGCUAUGACCCGAACACGUACAUGCCCCCAGGUCGACCGCGCUGGGCGGCGUAUGGAACGGGUGGGAGCGGGAAUUAUGGGACUAGAGUGCUGUUUCAGAAUUCGAAUACGGGGAUGGAGACGGUGAGUUCGGUGACGCAGGGGCAGUGUAAUGUGAUUUGGCAGAUUGGGAGGUCGGUGCGGCAGUGA